This is a messenger RNA of Punica granatum (pomegranate), 2335 nucleotides long. NCBI's taxonomy places the organism in Eukaryota, Viridiplantae, Streptophyta, Magnoliopsida, Myrtales, Lythraceae. The record is from RefSeq and is a predicted model, not a curated record.
UCUGCUUCGCUUUGUCUGAGCUUCUCUUUCUGCUCGAAGCUCCCAUGUAACAAAAUGUAUCCCCCCUUCUUCUCCUCGUCGAUUUCCGCCCCGUUUCUUCUCCUUGUCGGAAGAAACCUUCCAGUUCCGAUGUCUCCGAGCUCUGCUCUCCGCCGCCCGCUGCUCGAUCCUCGGAGAUGAAGCAGAAGGCCGACCGACGCCGGCCGGGAAAAAAAAAAGUAGGAUCCGGUUCUCUUCUGAAAGUUUGAUUCCGAAGGCGUUUCAUUUGGCCGCCGCAGCUUCUGCGAGUCCCGAUGGAGGAGCGUAACGCGAGGAGGCGGACGCCGACUCCGGCGGCGAUGCCGGACGAGGUGCUGAGCUGCGUCAUGCCGUACAUCGAUGACCCCAGGGACCGGGCUGCCGCCUCCCUGGUGAGCCGCCGGUGGCACGACCUGGACGCCGCGACGCGUAAGCACCUGAAGGUCGCACUUUGCUAUGCCGUGAGCCCCGAUCGGCUGAGCAGGAGGUUCAGGCACCUCGAGUCCCUGAAGCUGAAGGGGAAGCCAAGGGCUGCGAUGUUCAAUCUGAUACCGGAGGACUGGGGGGGCUUCGCGAGCCCGUGGAUCAGGGAGAUUGCCCGAUCCUUCGAUUGCUUGAAGAGCCUCCACUUCCGCCGGAUGAUCGUGAGCGACUCGGAUCUGGAGCUCCUUGCGAGGUCCCGAGGCCGUGCUCUGCACUCUCUCAAGCUCGAUAAAUGCUCCGGGUUGUCUACCGAUGGUCUUUUACACAUCGCGAGCUCGUGCAGGAACCUAAGAACAUUGUUCUUGGAGGAGAGUUCGAUAGUCGAGGAAGAUGGUGAAUGGCUCCACAGCCUUGCUCUGAAUAACACAGUUCUCGAGACCCUCAACUUUUACGGGACCGAUCUUGUGAAAUUUAUUGUUGAGGACCUCAAGGGCAUCCUCACAAGAUGUAAAUCCUUGGUCUCACUUAAGAUAAGUGAUUGCGAUGUCAUAAACCUUGCUGGUUUCCUACAAGCUGCACCUGCCUUGGAAGAGUUUGCUGGUGGUUCUUUCGAUGAUGUUAGCGAGGAUGUUCUUGGUGAGCAACGAGACAAGUAUGCUGAAGUGUCGUUUCCCCCGAGAUUAUGCCGUCUGGGACUGACAUUCUUGGGGAAUAAUCAUCUUCAUAUGCUAUUCCCUUAUGCUGCGAUGCUUAAAAAGUUGGAUCUGCUCUAUGCAAUGCUCGAUACAGAGGAUCACUGCUUUUUGAUACAGAAGUGUCCGAACUUGGAAGUUCUUGAGGCGAGGAAUGUGAUCGGGGACAAAGGGUUAGAGGUUCUUGCUCAAAGUUGUAAGAGACUAAAGAGAUUGAGGAUUGAAAGAGGGGCUGAUGAAGGUUUGGAGUUCGAAGAAGGUGUAGUUUCGCAAACUGGGCUGAUGGCUUUAGCUCAGGGCUGCCAAGAACUGGAAUACCUCGCAGUCUAUGUCUGCGACAUCACGAACCAGGCUCUUGAGUACAUCGGUACUUACUCGAAGAACCUCUGUGACUUUCGCCUAGUUUUGCUCGACAGGGAGGCAAGAGUCACGGACAUGCCACUUGAUAAUGGGGUUAAGGUCUUGCUAAGAGGCUGCGAGAAGCUCAGGAGGUUCGCGCUAUACCUCCGACAUGGGGGAUUAACCGAUUUGGGAAUGAGCUACAUUGGGCAGUACAGUCCAAGGAUAAGAUGGAUGCUUCUGGGAUGUGUAGGCGAGUCCGACUGGGGCUUGUUGGCGUUCGCCAAGGGCUGCCCAAGCUUGCAGAAGCUGGAGAUGAGAGACUGUUGCUUCAGCGAGAAAGCACUCGCCCAAGCUGCAAAGCAGCUGACUUCUCUAAGGUACCUCUGGGUUCAGGGCUACAAAGCAUCUAAGACCGGUCGGGAUCUCCUGAGAAUGGCACGACCUUAUUGGAACAUCGAGCUAAUCCGUACUAGGAGGUUCAGGGCCGACAAUUCUCCCAGGUUCCCUCGAGUUCACGAGGAGCCCUCCCAUGUUCUCGCUUACUCUUCUCUUGAAGGACCAAGAACGGACUUUCCGGAUUCUGUCGUUCCGGUGGACCUGAACAUGUUACUUCCCUGUACAUAUCGUCUUCCAGUUCUGUAGAUUCGUGUAGCUUACCGCUUGUAAGAAAAUGGGGGUGUGCGUCGAUGUUUGUACUGAACUCUUGUAACCUAUUUCUACCACCACCGCUACUACUACUACCACUAUUAUCACUACAAGUACUUAGUAUCGGCAUAAUGGAGAUGGAUUUUAAGUAAAAGGAUUUUGAGUUUCUUUUGUAUUUUUGUGAGUAAUGACUUCAGAGUUCUGCUUGUGCUUGA